UUAUUGGCUGUUGCUUGCUUGUCCGUCCUCUCCUUCGCAGUACUGGUAACAUUCCCAGAACGAGCACACUAUACACAACAUGUCUGAUACCGAGCUCAGUUAUACCUUGGCUUGUUCAUUGUCGCUCCCGUCCCUCGCUCGCCGCACGAGUCCGAGAAGAAAUACACAACUAUCCUGCCCGACGGAUCCAUCAGCGAGCCCGAAUCACAGCCGUGUUGGUACGACCAGCAUGUGUCUCUUAGAGCACAAGCUCGCAACGGCAAAAUCGCAAUCAGCGAUGCAUUCCGACCGACUCAGGCUGAUGUCCUGGUCACGGUCGUUGUGCCUGCAUACAAUGAAGAGCAAAGGAUGAGUGGUAUGCUGGAAGAGGCAGUCGAAUACUUGCAAUCGAACUUCCCACAGCCGCGGGACUUUGCUCCGACCCGGUCGGACGAGAAGCUCAAGGGCUGGGAGAUUCUCAUCAUCUCCGACGGUUCUACCGAUGGAACCGUCGACACAGCCCUGUCCUUUGCUCGCUCUCACCAACUUUGCGCACAACCCCCUACGCCUGCUGGCCCGUGGUCCUCCAACUCCGGUCCCAAGAUACGCUCCAAAUCUGCUCCGGAAGUCGAAACAGUACCAACCACCAUACCUCAUGGUAGCAUUCGUGUCAUCUCUCUGGAACAGAAUAGAGGCAAGGGCGGUGCUGUCACUCAUGGCAUGCGCCACGCCAGAGGGGCGUACGUAGUCUUCGCCGAUGCCGAUGGUGCUUCUCGCUUCUCAGAUCUGGGCAAACUGAUGGAGAACUGUGACCGCGUGGCCGACAACAAGGGAAGAGCUGUUGGUGUAGGAAGUCGAGCGCACAUGGUCGGCAGCGAGGCCGUUGUCAAGCGCUCCUUUUUGCGGAACACCCUCAUGCACUCCUUCCAUCUUCUGCUCCGUCUUCUCACACCUCCGGCUACAUCAUCCGUCAAGGACACCCAGUGCGGUUUCAAGCUCUUCACACGCCCUGCCCUCCCUUAUAUCAUUCCGUACAUGCACAGUGAGGGCUGGAUCUUCGAUGUUGAGAUGCUCAUGUUGGCGGAAAGCGCUGGCAUUCCCAUGGCCGAGGUAGCCAUUGGCUGGAAAGAAGUUGGAGGCAGCAAGCUGAAUGUUGUGUGGGACUCUCUGGGCAUGGCUUGGGGACUGGCCGUGUUGAGAGCUGCAUGGAUGGUUGGUGUCUAUCGUAGAGACGUCUGAACACAUCCGCAUCAUUUUGAGUUUUGUGUAUAUCGAUUCAUCAUAGACAAAAGCAGCUUUGCAAACCAUCCAGACGUCGAUUGCUAAGAGGGCCAUGAACCACGAACAGCACGCCUUUAUCAUCCCUCGUUGGCAAAACUCCGGCUUGCAUGAUUCUUUAUACGGGAUCUCGUGCUUGUUCGUAUGGCUACAGGAGCAUCAAAUCUAUUACGACCUCGAAGUACAUGCUUCAGUCUAUAUUUGGCAGAUUGAGCAACUACAACAAUUCUACCGUCACACGUUGUUUGUGCUGAACCAAAGAUAGUCAGAAGCCUGUAUUUGCUAUGCUCGAGACAGAUCCCGAUACGC
Messenger RNA from Aureobasidium subglaciale EXF-2481, 1566 nucleotides. Its product is annotated as glycosyltransferase family 2 protein. Gene Ontology annotation, cellular component: endoplasmic reticulum membrane. The record is from RefSeq and is a predicted model, not a curated record. Lineage: Eukaryota; Fungi; Ascomycota; Dothideomycetes; Dothideales; Saccotheciaceae. The transcript is spliced from 2 exons. Bases 349 to 1218 code for a protein of 289 amino acids.